UUAAUAAUUAUGAAAUCAAAUGUUAAAUUAGAUUUUGGUUGAUGUAGUACUUUAUAUUUGGAAGACAUUAAAAUUUAUGUUACACUAUAAUUAUGUUUUAGAGUAUUUAUUUAUAAUUUAUUUAUUAUUUUAUUAUAAAACGGUUUUUUCGGUUAGACCACGGUUGAACCGGUUAGACCAGUAAACCAGUGAACCAGUGACUAGAACGGUUCGAUGACCGGUCUGGUUUUCAGAACCUUGCUGAGGACCCAUCCCAACCCUAACCCCCUUUCUCACCCGCCGCCUUCUCCAUUGCCGAACCACAUCCACCGCUGUCUCCCCGCCGCCGUCGCAUCUGCUCCAGUCGCUGUCUCUACUGCUCAAGCUCGUCGCAACGCUUCUCGCGUUGCCGCUCGUCUCCUCUGUCUCGGCUCUCGUCUUCUCCUUGACGUCGCUAGAAGUCGUGCUCGGAGCUAUUGGCGUCGCAGUCUCCAUCGUUGUCGUCGGCGGCCCUGAAAUCGUCGUCUCUGUCCUCUCGUCAAGCCUCUGUCUUCGAGCCCCUUUUCUCUCUGUCCGAGGUCACAUCCUUCCUCCCUCGCCGUCACUUCCCUUCCUCCCUCGAUGCCGUUACUCUACCAGUUCAUUGAUUGGUCCGGUUCUCGCAACUUUGAUGAAAACGAUAUGACAGAGAGAGAAAGAGAGAGAGAGAAAGAGAGAGGAGAAUGGCAAGAAUAAGCAAAGAGGCGAUGGGUCCAGUGGGGAAGAGGCUCUCGGCGGUUUUGGUUUGUUCUCUCUCGAAGCAUCCCUUGAGGUACUACCAGGAAACCAAUUCCCUAAUCAGUAAUGCCAUUCCCGUUUCCUUUCCUAUAAAAAACGGGAUCCCUUGCUUGGUUCCACAAGAUGGGAAGAUACUCGAGGAAGAAGAUGGCAAGGACACAACCACAACCACUCUCUCCCCCUUCAAUGCCUUCCACGCGAUCCUCCAGAGUGCGUGCCACACCACCCGCCACCUCCUCCAAAUUCAGGCACUCCUUACCACCACCGCCCUACUCCGCAACCCUCACAUUGCACGCACCCUUCUGAGUCGCGCCUCACACCUAUGUGACGUCGCUUACACCCUUUUAAUCUUCCAUCACUUCAACAACACCUUAGACACGUUUUGCGUCAACACAAUGAUCCAGGCUUAUUCUAACAGCCACGUUCCUCAUCAAGCUCUUGCUUUUCUCUUUAAUUCUUUGCAAAGUGGUUUCUUUCCCAACAGCUACACCUUUGUGCCCCUCAUUGGUUCCUGUGCCAAGAUGGGUUGCCUUCAAUCUGGGAGGAAGUGCCACGGUCAAGCCCUGAAGAAUGGGGUUGAUGGGGUGCUACCGGUUCAGAACUCUUUGAUUCACAUGUAUGGGUGCUGCGGUGAUGUUGGAGUUGCUAGGGUAGUGUUUGACACAAUGUUGAGCAGGGAUUUGGUUUCGUGGAACUCGAUCAUUGAUGGAUAUGUAACGGUUGGUGAAUUGAAUGCUGCAUAUGCACUCUUUGAUGAAAUGCCCGAGAGGAAUUUGAUUACUUGGAAUGUUAUGAUUGCUGGCCAUUUGAAGGCUAGGAACCCUGGCUUUGCCUUGAAGUUGUUCCGGGAGAUGGGUAGGUUGGGAUUGAAGGGUAAUGCUAGGACUAUGGUAUCUGUGAUUACGGCUUGUGGCCGGUCAGCUAGACUCAAGGAAGGAAGAUCAGUUCAUGCGAGCAUCAUUAGGACGUUAGCAAGGUUGAGCUUGAUUAUUGAUACGGCUUUGAUCGACAUGUACUGCAAAUGCAAGAGGGUGGAUGUAGCACAUGUAGUGUUUGAGAGGAUGGCAAACAGGAAUUUGGUUUCCUGGAAUGCGAUGAUCUUGGGGCACUGCAUUCGUGGAAAUCCCGAAGAUGGACUAAACCUAUUUGAUUUAAUGGUUGGUAUGGAGAAGAUGAAGCAUGAGGUUGAACUUGAUAAGAUUAUAAGUGCAGACAGAAGUCUAGCUAGGUUAUCCCCUGACGAAGUAACCUUCAUUGGCAUUUUGUGUGCCUGCGCUCGUGCAGAGAAGUUGACUGCGGGCAGGUUUUACUUCAAGCAAAUGACUGAUGUGUUCAAUGUGAAGCCCAAUUUUGCUCAUUUUUGGUGCAUGGCGAAUCUUCUGGCGAACGUAGGGCUAGUUGAUGAGGCAGAAGAAUUCCUGAGGAACAUCAUAAAAUUUGAUGGAGAUAUGUCAUAUGAGUCAUUACUAUGGGCAAAUUUGCUCGGUUUCUGCCAUUUCAAAAGAGAUGUGGACUUGGGUGAGCGAAUUGCAAAACUGAUGAUUGACCUGGAUCCGAAGAACCUUGCCUGUUACCAGUUCCUCCUUGUCAUUUAUGUUGUGGCUGAUCAACGGGAAAAUGUUUCCAUGGUGAAAAAGCUGGCGAAGGAUAGGCUAGGGGUAAUACCUGGAAGCACUCUUGUAGACUUGAAAAAUAUUGUUCACAAUUUCAAGGUGUCAAAUAGAUGGAGAGAAGGAUUCGAAGCAGUCAAUAAGAUGAUGGAUGAACUAGCUCAUAGAUUAGGGUUGGAAAUUUGAGUCAGGCCAGCCACUAGUAGACCAAGAGAAAAUAUUAGCUAGGAUGAAGAUGAGUGAUAAAGCAAACCGUUUGAACAAGUAGCGGUCUAUUUCACUUUUUUUUUCUUUCUUUUAGCUCCCUUGAUUUUUUUUUUGAAAUUUUGCCUAGGUGAUAGUUUCUCUUGUUUUGGUUCUUCCCGAGUGCACUACAGUAUACCCCUCCCAGCAGUGCAUUUCUCUUUAGGCAUUAACUUGAGUACUAAUAGAUAAUUCCAGUUUUGGAUUGAGUUACUAUAUGUAUAACUCGAGCUUGUAAUCUGGUCAA
Molecule: messenger RNA, 2856 nt
Organism: Arachis duranensis
Lineage: Eukaryota; Viridiplantae; Streptophyta; Magnoliopsida; Fabales; Fabaceae
Product: pentatricopeptide repeat-containing protein At3g51320
Exons: 3
Coding region: 702-2552 (616 amino acids)
Biological process (GO): RNA modification
Molecular function (GO): protein binding; RNA binding
Source: RefSeq, a predicted model, not a curated record